AUGAAGCAUAUAACUGAAGAAUUCUCUAUAGGCGAUUCUGAUUAUACAGCAAUAAUAACUUAUGACAACAGCGUGCAUGAAAAGGCACCAAUAACAAUCUAUAUAAUAAACCAACAAGAUGGAAAUAACCCUAUUAUGGGUGACUACAUAUACACAAUAGAAAACUCUUCAACGUAUUUAAAUAAGGCAUCUGAUGGAGUAGAUCAAUUGAAAUCAUUAAAUCAACAUUUAGUUGAAAAAUUGAAAGUUCCCAUAUAUUUGUCAGUUAGUACCAGCACAUCUUUUUCAAAUGUUGAGAUGUUUCAACAAAUAAUGAGAAUAAUUGAGUCAUCAAGGCGAUGA
Lodderomyces oxycetoniae is the source of this 342-nucleotide messenger RNA. RefSeq lists its product as uncharacterized. Lineage: Eukaryota; Fungi; Ascomycota; Pichiomycetes; Serinales; Debaryomycetaceae. The transcript has a single exon. The record is from RefSeq and is a predicted model, not a curated record. Bases 1 to 342 code for a protein of 113 amino acids.